GCUGACAGAAGACCACAGUCGUCCCCAUAGAGACAGGCUCCGACAACAGGGCUGCCCGUUAGACCCGCUACCCCUCUGUCUCUGUCUCUGUCUCUCUCUGAGGCGAUGGCAGCGACACUAUGAAACCACCGGCUCUUGUACGUUGAUAAUUUCCUCGAAAACAUACAUCCGGAUGGUUGCCAAACAGAUUUUUUAUUAUUGGAUUAACGACCAUCAGCCGCCAGCCAGCUUUAUCCUGAGAGGCCGGAGAUUUCGUGUCGCCGUGCAGGGAGGAGUCCCUCCGUUAUUUGACCGUUAACACCCGAAGCCAUCAUGUCGGCGUUUUAACAACACAUCUCAGACACUAAAAAGCCUUGAGAGGACCCAAUGCAGUCUUAGAGGAUGAAUGUGGAGGUGAGUGCUGGCAGGGACAGCACCAGGAGGAGAGCAGCGGCCGCAGCAGCAGCAGCAGCGGCGGCGGCGGAUGAUGCUGGUGGAGGAGGCAUGGAGGCUCAGGUUGUACCGCUGGAGCUCUACGACUCUGCAAGAGCCAAAAUAGACGCAAAUCUCCGCUGGCUGUUUGCCAAAGCCUAUGGUAUAGAUCACAUCCCUGCAGACCUGCGGGACCCCUUUUAUACCGACCAGUAUGAGCAGGAACACAUCAAGCCCCCCAUCAUCCACCUGCUGCUGUCUGGAGAGCUUUACUGCCGGGUGUGUGGGCUCAUCCUGCACGCUGAGCAGGCCGCCUCACUCCAAAGCCAUCAGUCUGUUAUCCAGGCCCUGUCCAGGAAAAGCAUCUAUGUCCUGCAGAAAGACAACAUGCCUGUCUCUGAUAUGGACCUCAGCUCGGCUCCCAUCAAGAUGAGCUCCCACAUCCACCUUAUUGAUGCCCUGAUGAUGGCUUAUAUAGUGGAGAUGAUCAGCAUAGAGAAGGUGGUGUCCAGCGUUAAGCGAUUUUCGAACUUCAGUGCCUCCAAGGAGCUGCCUUUUGACCUGGAAGACGCUAUGGUCUUUUGGAUCAACAAGGUGAACAUAAAGAUGAGGGAGAUCAUGGAAAAAGAGCUGAAAAUGAAGCAACAUCUGCUGGAGUCUCCCAGCCACCAGAAGUCUCCCUCCAAAUGGUACUGGAAGCUUGUACCUGUGCGUUACCGCAGAGAUCACCUGUCAGGUCGAACAUUUCAGCACUUCCCUCUGCUGGACGACCUGUUGAAGGAUGUGUGCGACGGCACGGCUCUGCUGGCUGUGAUCCACUUCUACUGCCCAGAACUCAUUAGACUGGAGGAUAUCUGUCUGAAGGAGGUUCCCUCUAUAGCAGACAGUGUGUACAACAUCCAGCUACUGAAAGAGUUUUCGAAUGAAUACCUGAACAAAUGCUUCUAUCUGACACCUGAGGACAUGCUGUAUUCUCCACCAGUACUAAAGAAUAAUGUGAUGGUCUUUAUUGCUGAGCUCUUCUGGUGGUUUGAGAGUGUGAAGCCAGAGUUUGUUCAGCCCAGGGACCUUCAAGAAAUCAGAGAUGUGAGAUUGCUGCUGCAGCCUAAGAGUUCACGGCCCCAUGUUCCCAUCUCCAAUGUCACUAAGCGUAGUUUCCUGACAUCAUCGAACUCUGCUGACACCUUGACCACACCCCUGAGCCCGGACCUCAGCACAAAACCAGACUCAUUAAGCCCUUCUCACUCUUUACUGCCGCUGAGACAGAGACAACAGAAAGUGGCUGAGGAAAGCACUUCAGAACUGAGAAAUAGGUCCAACUCUAUGGCGCGUACAGAUACAGGCUCAAUACUGGCCUGGCCGGAGAGGAGGCCGAGGCCUUUAUCCCAGCCGGGGCCCUACGCUCUGCAUUGUCCCCUGGAGGAUGAUGCAGACAAUAUUAGCCUAGCUCGCUCCAUCAGCAAAGACAGCUUGGCCUCCAAUAUUAUGAGCAUCACCCCAAAACACAUCCUGGGGACGUGUCCUCAACUGCCUCCACACCGACUCAGUGGUCAAAGCCUGCUUAGUCACAUGCGCAUAGAGGAUGAGGAGGAGGAAAUAGAAGAGGAGGAACUGGUUGCUGUAAUCCACCCGUCUGCAUUUUCACGGCGUCGACUUGGGAGUGACAUGGAACAGGAUGAGCUGGAAAUCCAGAGUGCGCCCUCCACGUCAAGGGUUUCUAAUACUCGUUGCUCUCCUCGUCUUGACUUGGGUCCCUUUACUCCCGACCGCCAGGCAGACAGCUACUAUCUGGAGCCUUUGAUGCCUGCCAUCCCUAAGCCAGCCAAAGAGAAGAGCAUCAGCCUGAACAAGGAGGAGGAGAGUGGUGAGAGUCGCUGUAGAGGAGCAGCAGCAGCUGCUAGGAAAGCAACCACCAAUGUCCCAAGCACCUCACAGAGGAAAUCCCCCGUAGCUGAGUCAAACAGAAGUACCUUUACGCCCAUACCUGUGGCAGACGCAUUCCCUAGCUCUCUGAGGCCACCCACAGAGGGGUCGAUAGGCAUCUCUCAGUCUGGAAACAAACAGUCCCAUGGCUUUUUCCUUCAUUUGUCAGGAGAGCCAGAGACCCAUAGUCCUUUCUCCACUGCGAUGGAGGUCGGGCAUGACUCUGACUCUGACAUUGCAGACCUUGAGGAAGAUGAGGAGGAGGACGAUCAGCUGGAGCUGACUAAAGAGGUGGUGAAGAGAGGAAAGGGAAAAUACUUAGAGGAAGGAGAGGUGUGUGAGUUUGGAGAGGGAGAUGGUGAGUCAGUGAAACUGAGAGAAGACUCGAAGGUUAGUGAGAGGGACGAUAAGGAAGACUGCAGUGGACGCUCUAGUCCUUGCCUCAGCACCAUAUCCUGGGCGAGCAGCUGCAGCGCUUCAGGCAGCACCAGUGUCAAGAUGACCAGCUUUGCAGAGAGAAAGCUCCUUAAACUUGGUCUCCGUGAUGGAUACUCAAGUACCAGCAGCUCUCAGAAGACCACACCAGAUGGCUCUGAGGUUGCGCCCUUCCCUCCCUGGCAACUGAGGAGUGACUGUACCUCUAGCUGGACAGGGAAGGAGCCUAUUUCUGUGCUGGGGAAGAAUAUGGUGGUGAGUCCCUCAGUAGUGCCUUCAGAGCUGCUGCAACUUCACAUGCAGCUAGAAGAGCAAAGACGUGCUAUUGAGUAUCAGAAGAAGAAGAUGGAGACCCUAUCGGCGCGGCAGCGACUAAAGCUAGGGAAAGCUGCGUUCUUGAACAUUGUUAAGAAGGGUGGGGGGAAGAGUGAUACACUUCCCCUGCCCCUGAAACACUCUGAAUCUGUAGAACUAGCUGACAAGAGUAGAGUGAAGCCCCAGUCCUGCAGGGAUGACUCCUGUCUUGAUGCUCUGAAGGUCCAAGCAAAGGCAGGUCAAACAGAGGGAGGGCAGAUGAAAAGAGACAACAGGUUAAAGACCCUGUCUCAGGAUAAUGUGGCUGAACCUGACUUGAAUGAGUGUUCCCACUCCAUAGAUUUACUCAAUGAAGCUAUUAGUUCCAUUCAGCACCAGAUGAUGCAGCUCUCUUUGCAGCAAGAUCUGCUGAUGAAGCGUGUGGUGUCACCUCCAGAACGUGUAGAAUCCGUCCCGAGCACAACCCCAGAUACAACCCCAGACACAACCCCUGUCAUAACCCCUGUCAUAACCCCUGUCAUAACCCCCGACACAACACAAUCAACAUCCACUACCUCAGACUCCAGAUCCUUUGCUGUUCACUUUGUAGAAAUCAGUGGCAGCAACUCUGCCCCUGCUCGCCGUCCUCCCAAGCUUAGUUCCAGCCAACGCAGCAAAGCCUCGGAGCAAAAACAUAUUCAAGACAACAGCAAGACGGCUCCUGUAAAGACCAAUGCUCAGUCCCCUAGAGAAAAUUCUGGUGGAGACCAGAAGACAGGGAGUAUUGUGGAUAGCUCCAGGCUGGAGAGAAGCAUUCAGAGAAACACCACCUUCAGAGUUGACCCCAACCAACACAGCAGCGGAGAGGGAACUGAGCAAUCCCUGGACAAAAUGCAAUCACAGGACCCACAAGUCAUCUCCAGUACAUCAAUGUCUCCCUCACAGGCUGCAGAACAAGAAGAGAACAAUGUUACCAACUCAGGGAAAGAGGCUGCGGGUGGAGAUGAGAAUACUAAGGUGAAGGGUCAACUGAUUGAGGUUGACCUAUCAGGUCAGCUUAAGGAGGAUGGCAGUGCAGAUGUUACAGACGGCACAGCAGAGGGCGAGCAGAAGAAUAUGCUGGGGUUCUUCUUUAAGGAUGAUGAGAAAGCAGAGGAUGAAAUGGCGAAACGUCGUGCUGCCUUCCUCCUCAAACUGCAACGCAAAGCUGAAGAGUCGAGACUACGCAAACAACAGCAAGAAGCCGAGAGUGAGCUCAAACGUGAUGAGGCCAGGCGUAAAGCAGAAGAGGACCGUGUUCGUAAGGAGGAGGAGAAAGCGCGACGAGAGCUUAUAAAGCAGGAAUACCUGCGGAGGAAGCAGGAGGCGUUGAUGGAAGAGCAAGGUCUGGUCAAGCCUCGCCCACGCACUAAGUCCCGCAGGAACAGGCCUAAAUCACUGCAUCGCGAAGAGUCCAACAGCCUCUCCAAAGGAUCCACCACACGUAAUUCUCUGAAGGUGUCCAUGUUGAUCAAAGCGAAGGGCUCAGCAGCAGGCAGCAGGGGAGCUGAUCUGAGCUACAGUCAUCUAGGAUCGACGCUCUCUUUGGCGACUGAGGCUGACAGUGUCAUCUCCGGAGGGGCGGAGUCACAGAGGGCUGGAUCUGUGUGCUCUAUGGAGUCGUUCCCUAUGCUGAGCAGGGCGUCUAGCAGGAACAUGGAGAGGGACUGGGAGAACGGCUCUAUAGCCUCGUCCAUCACGUCAAUGGAGUACAAUGGUCCUAAACUCUUCAAGGAGCCGAGCUCAAAGUCCAACAAGCCAAUCAUCAUCAAUGCCAUCGCUCACUGCUGUCUGGCUGGAAGGGUUAAUGAGGGUCAGAAGAAUGCUGUUCUAGAGGAGCUGGAGAAGUGCGAGUCCAAUCACCUUAUCAUCCUCUUCCGCGACGGUGGGUGCCAGUUCCGCGCCAUUUACUCUUACUCACCCGACACCGAGGAGAUCAUCAAGUUCACAGGCACAGGACCACGCGCCAUCACCCGGAAGAUGAUCGACAAGCUCUACAAAUACAGCUCGGACCGCAAGCAAUUCAACGUCAUCCCUGCCAAGUCUGUGUCCGUCAGCGUGGACGCCCUGACCAUCCACAAUCAGCUCUGGCAGGUCAAGAGACCAGGGAGUGCAAGGAGGAAGUGAGAAAGAGGAGGAGUGAAAGAAAACACUGGUUAUAGUUUGUGUUUUAUCUACUACUGUUGGGCGGGACCCAAUAAUCUCUGAGAUGAUUGACAUGCGAUCAUGUGAAUGACAUGUCAUUAGACAGGUGGAGUUAGAUGUUCUUAUUAAUGGAGAUGUCAGUCUGUGGCAGCGCGAGAACAUGAAACUCCUGCCAGCUGAAUGCUCUAACAUUUUUUUUUGUUUUAUUUUCGUCUUAUUAGCUUUUUAUUCUGCAUGUCACACUUUUAUGUUUUGAUUUGUGGAUACGUCCUACAUUAAUUAGGCACCACUGACGAUGGAUUGAUUCUUAUGUAGCAGUGAAGAGACGGACCCUCGAGUCGAAUACCACUGAGUCUACUUACUACUGAUACCAAGUGCAACUACAGACAGGUAGCGGUGAACAUUAACUCGAUGAUGUCUUGUAAGCUAUUUCAGCUUGGCAAAAAAUACCCUACUGCUGUGAUUAAUCCAGGCUCCACAUACAGAGCCCCUAUUAUUCACCGGUAACUACUACUGGUCAGUGCUUUUCUGAAGAGGGAGCUUUGAGCAAACUUUUUUAUGUGAGUAUGGAAUGGAUGUCAGUGAGUGGUAAUGUCCAGUCUUGUUUUCUAUUUAGUGUGUUUGGGGAAGUGUGUGAGUCUUUGUGUCAGGGAAGGGGAGAGCUGAAUGCCUGUGCAUCCUGCUCUGAAUGUGUUUUCUCACUCUCUUGAUUAUGCUUUAACAACAUCUAUCAUGCAACAGAACAAUGGAGCAAAGCAACAAAACUGUUUUCUUUUUAGUUUUUUGGAAGCUAUGUGUUGCCGUUACAGUGGAAGAGAAAUAAUGUUUUUACAGUUGGGGGAAAUUAUACUAGUAUUUAUUCCAAACAGGAAGCGCUUUUGAGACUCAGUGCAUUAUACCCUUUCAGUAGUGCAUUAUAUUGUAUUAACUUCAUACUUAUAUUCCACCACCCAUAUGAGCCAUCUGAGAUCCCAGAGACUGGCUCAUAUUGCUGAACCAAAAUUAACUGAGCUGUGCCACUGAGCUUUUUGUUGCUCAUUAACUGCUCAAAGGAUUCUGGUGAGAUGUACAAUUUCAAUGUAGCUUCUGGCGCUGAACACUAGUAAUUUCCCUGUAAUGACUGACUGUCAGCAGCUGGUAUAACGUGGGGAGGGGGGAAACUGCACAAUACUUGAUAUUUGUUUGCUGCAUUUUGUACAUUUUUGAGUAGUAUUUUUUGUACAUUACGUACAAGUUAUGUUUACUAAAGAGCAGGCACUAUUUUGAGGUUUAUUCUGUUACAGGCUUUCAGAGAUGUUACGAGUCUUAUUUCAUUGUGUUAUAUUUUAUGUUUAUUUAUUUUAAAGAGAUAUAAUAAAAUGCAACUAGGUAUGUUUUCUGAUGAAA
Dicentrarchus labrax (European seabass) is the source of this 6633-nucleotide messenger RNA. Its product is annotated as calmodulin-regulated spectrin-associated protein 1-B. Gene Ontology annotation, biological process: cytoplasmic microtubule organization; neuron projection development; negative regulation of microtubule depolymerization. Bases 382 to 5229 code for a protein of 1615 amino acids. Gene Ontology annotation, molecular function: calmodulin binding; microtubule minus-end binding; spectrin binding. The transcript is spliced from 20 exons. NCBI's taxonomy places the organism in Eukaryota, Metazoa, Chordata, Actinopteri, Moronidae. The record is from RefSeq and is a predicted model, not a curated record. Gene Ontology annotation, cellular component: microtubule minus-end.